UUCCAUCAUAUCGGUUUAUUUACUUCCUGUGUGUGUAGAAGUGACUACAGUUGACUUUACUCUCCUCAAGAUUAUUUGCUGUCGUUUUGAACCUGAAGUAUCUGAAAGUUUUUUUGGGAGAAACUUCACUGAACACUGAGCAGUGUGUAUCGAGCAACAGGGUUUCCGCUGCAACAUGGCAGAGAAGAAGUACUUCACUGUACCAUCAGGCCAAGACCUCCAAGUCCUCAGGGGCAGCCGGCUUUCCUCCAGGAGUUCGGACUACAUUGUUGAAGACUUGGUUGGAAACGGAGCCUUUGCCAAAGUUGCAAAGUGUGUCAAGUCGGCCACUAAAGAGAUGGUGGCUCUGAGGGUAGUGAAGAUACACACAAAGUCUGACCUACAAAGAGAGCAUGAAAUCCUGCUCAAACUGAGGUACUUCAAUCCUGAUGAGUGUAACUUUGUGAAGUGGCACUGCUCGUUCAUGUACAAACGACAUCUGUGCCAAGAAUUUGAACUGCUGGACAUGAGUCUCAGGGAGUUUGUUACGAUGAGACCGACCCGCUCCCUUCACCUGAAAGAGAUCGAGACCAUCUUAUACCAGCUGGCAACAACUUUGGAAGUACUGAAGAGAUUACAGGUUGCUCAUAGCGAUCUCAAACUUGAAAAUAUAAUGCUGGUGGACCAUGUAAGGCAGCCUUUAAGGGUCAAAGUUAUCGACUUUGGCUCUGCCUGCAAUGCCUCAAACACAGCACAUGGUGCAUAUAUUCAGACCAGGUGGUACAGGGCUCCUGAGACCAUUCUAGGGUUGCCCUGUAGCGAAGCCAUAGACAUGUGGUCCCUCGGAUGCAUAGCCGCUGAGCUUUUCCUAGGACAUCCACUCUACCCUGGAUCCUGUGAAUAUCAGAUGCUCCAGUUCAUGAUUCAAACUCAAGGUCAGCUGCCAGGGUACUUUCUCAGUGCCGGUCUCAAAACAAGUCUGUUUUACUGGAGGACUUGGAUAAAUAUGUGGACCUUCAAGAAACCACACGAGUAUGGAACUGUUCCAUUUCCAUAUAACAACUGCAUGAUUGGCUCCCUGGACGGUCUGAAAGAAAUCCACCAGAGGCCGGACCGUCAUCUGUCAAAAACUGAGGCCGUGGUUGAUGAGGCUGAUCUGGAAAACUUUGUGGAACUGGUCAAGCAGAUGCUGCACUUGGAUUCCACUAAGAGAAUAACUCCUAGCCAGGUGCGGGAGCAUCCUUUCAUGACACAGAGAAAGUUAAUCGCUAAGGAAGAUGAAUCCAACACAGUCCACACCCAGCCGCAGGAAACAAGAAACGCCACAUUCGCCCUGACCACAUAGCCCCCCUCUAAAGAGACAAAAGAUCUGUCAUAAAAGGCUUUCUGUGGAAAUUUCAGAGGGCAGCUAAAUAAAACACAAGAUACCCUCUCCAGAAAGAACGAAGAUGAGGAUCUCCGAAGAUGCGGAGGAAAGAGCAAUAGAGCUUCCAAGCACCUCUAAAGAGGUCGUUUCUAGUGUGACCCAGGUCAGGCCGCAAAAGAGAAAGAUGGCUUCAAGGUCGCAGAGUGACAACAGAACCACAGACGGCACACCAAGAGAGAAGAAGAGAAAGGACAGCGGGGAGGCAAAAACCCAUCGCCAAGAUCUGGAUCAUUGGAUCUAGUUACAUCCAGCAAGGGGAGGAAAAGGCCAAUGCAAAGUUUGGAGAGAAUUUUGGAUUCCAUGCUGAGGUGAAGUGGUUCAGCAAAGGAGGCAUUCACUGGACUGGUGUCCUUCCCUGGUUUUAUGAAGAGAUGUCUACUCAAAGCCCCCCCAGACAUCCUGGUCAUCCAUGCCGGUGGCAAUGAUCUGGGACAGAUUCCCGCCAAGGAAGUUGCAUACAUAAUGAUGGACCUGAUGAAGCUCCACGCAGAGUUUCCUUCAAUGACGAUCGCGUAUUCCUGCAUCGACGAGCGGCAAGUGUGGGGACAUGGGAGUCAAUGGAAGAUCGAUAGGCACAGAAAAUACGUCAACAACUGCUUGAGGAGGGCUGUGACCGAAAUGGGCGGUGAAGUCAUCGAACGUUCCCUCUUAAGACGCCAUGACGCUGAUGGAGAGCACUUCACAGAAGAAGGGAAUGAAAUAUUUGUGACCAGCAUCUGUUGUUCCCUCAAGAAGAUCCUUCAGAAGUGCAGAAUGUAAAU
Molecule: messenger RNA, 2166 nt
Organism: Labrus mixtus (cuckoo wrasse)
Lineage: Eukaryota; Metazoa; Chordata; Actinopteri; Labriformes; Labridae
Product: homeodomain-interacting protein kinase 1-like
Exons: 1
Coding region: 176-1324 (382 amino acids)
Biological process (GO): peptidyl-serine phosphorylation; peptidyl-threonine phosphorylation
Cellular component (GO): nucleus; cytoplasm
Molecular function (GO): protein serine/threonine kinase activity; ATP binding; protein tyrosine kinase activity
Source: RefSeq, a predicted model, not a curated record